CCUGAAGGGAAAAUCAUGCCAAAUACUAUUUUUGUGGGUGGAAUAGAUAUAAGGAUGGAUGAGACAGAAAUUCAGAACUUUUUUUCACGAUAUGGCACAGUUAAAGAAGUGAAAAUAAUCACUGAUAGAACUGGUGUAUCUAAAGGAUACGGAUUUGUAUCAUUCUUGGACAACGUAGAUGUACAGAAAAUAGUAGAAUCACAAGUAAAUUUUCAUGGGAAGAAGCUCAAAUUAGGACCUGCAAUAAGGAAACACCCAAACUUAUGUGCCUAUCAUGUGCCACCCAGGCCAAUGCUUAUUAAUUCCCCUACACCUCAGUUCCAUAGUGUUUGGAGUAACCAAGAAACAUAUAUGCAGUCUCCAACUGUGAUGAGUCCUGUGACGCAAUAUGUUCAGGCAUAUCCUUAUGGUUCUCCAGCUUUAUUAAUUCAGCAGCAGGUUCCUGUAGGAUACCAGCCAACUUAUAAUUACCAG
Python bivittatus (Burmese python) is the source of this 474-nucleotide messenger RNA. Lineage: Eukaryota; Metazoa; Chordata; Lepidosauria; Squamata; Pythonidae. The record is from RefSeq and is a predicted model, not a curated record.